CUCCUGAUUGGUCGGUUUCCCCUCUUUCCUCCUGUGUCAUGGUUAUAGUAAUGUGGUUCGUCGUGGCUGUUUUGCCCAGGUGUGUGUCUCAAAGUAGGCUCAUGUAACAGGCGUGUAACAGGCGUGUACCUGCUGUGUCCACCUGCAGGGCCAGCGUUCAACCUGUUCCUGCGGCUGUGUGACUUCCGUCUGGGGCCGUUUGUGGUGGACAAAUACACGGCUCCAGGGAUCUUUAUGUGUCUAAUGUGGGUUCUGCUCCAGUUCGCGGUGCUGGCCCUGUACUGGGACAUACCAUCUGUCAUCCCUGGGGAGGGGGCCAUCAUCCUGGGAGAGUUCAGGGAGGAUGAGCCCUUGGUAGGACCUGAGGAGACACUGGAGAGGUACGGUACGGUCUGGGACGACCAGAUAGAGACCAACCUCUCGUCAGAUAUCACCCCUCAGCAGGAACUCUCUGAGGCCUCAACUGCUCCGUCGCUCGCUCCUUCGAAUAUCUCAAACUCCUUCUCGGUCUUCCGUGCCAGUCAAGAUUUACUGCGGGAGGAGGUGGUGGUACUUCUCACGGCCCAAUUCAUCACCCUCUUCAACCAGACAGCCCUGGAGACCAUGGUGACGCCCCUGACCCAGCGUUCGUUCGGCUUCGGGGAGCUGGCUAACAGUCUGAUGUACAGCCUCUGCGGCGUGGAGGUCAUCCUGGGCUUCAUCUUGGUGCGCUGGAUCAGCCGUCGGGUGGAGGAGCGCGCGGUGUUGGCCGUGGGGCUUCUGGUCUGCAGCGUGGCCUGCAUCUGGUGCCUCUUCUUCCUGGCCGACCCGCGCGGUGGGUACUCCUGGGAGCUGACGGCAUUUGUCACCGGUGUGUUCCUGCAGCUGCUGGGGCUGCCGUUUGUAGCCGUUUCCCAAGUGUCGCUCUUCUCUAAAGUCACCGCCGAGAAAACACAAGGUUUUAGUCAGGGCGUAAGGCGUUCAGUUGGAGGCCUUGCUACUAUCCUGGGGCCUCUCUGGGCUGGAGGACUGACUGCCAAUUUAUACCUGAUGCUUGGAGUGAUGCUGGCUCUUCUCCUCAUGAUCACAGUGAGUAGAGUGUGUUUGUGUGUGUGUGUUUGCAUGUGUGAGUGUGGAUGUGUGUGUGUGUGGCUGUGCAAGUGUUCCUAUUCAAUCAACCAUUAAACAUUUAUAGAGCUCAUAAUCUAUCAAUCUACACGUUUCCUUCACAACUGUUCAGCCCCUUUCCACUUCAUCAGCUGACACAUGGUAGGACCUAAACCGCAAUGAGCUGAUUUCUCUUCCCCUUGAAAUCCAUCGGUGUUUCCAGGUGAUGAUGAUCCUAUCGUACGAUCGCCUAGUGGAACCCAAGGUUGUGCAACGCGCCCAGAGCUCAGACAAUGACGAGUAGCCCAUGGCUGCGUUCAGCACGGACAAAACAUUUCCAAAAACAAACCUACCAACAAGAGUGCGUGUUUUCCAUUUUUUAACGACGGUGCUGAGCAAGACCCUGCUGUCUCUCUGAAUCUGAGCUGGUGACCUAGUAAAGGUCAAAUGUAAGGUCAUGCAACACGUCCCCCCCAGCUACAGUGAAAAGGUCAGCCAAUGUAAUGAAAGUGUGUCUACAUGUAACAAACCAGAAGGCGUCCAAACACUGACUGAUUCUACCCAUCCACUAAGUGGAAUCAUUUUACUAAACCAGUGUACAUACUUGCACAUUUUAGCAAUUAACUGUGAUAGAGACCUAGCCAAAGGUAUUGGCACCCUUGCACUUUAACCAAAUAAUGCAAAUUGUCUAGACAAAUAUGUUGAAAUUUAGCAUAGUAUUUGGUCGCCACAAUUAUUUAUUUCACUGAUAAUACAAGAAAACACUUGUUUUUGAUUCAGAACCUAACGUAUCUUUUUGGAUCGGAAAAUAGACAGAAAUGUCACUGACAAAAUUGUUGAAAUCCUAAACUCUAUAUUUUGUUGCCAAAAUAAAUGCAUUCAGUGCUAUUAAUUGGCAUGGAUGAGCUUCCUGCAUCUCAAACAGCUCUGGUUCUCCAAGAUUUGAAGGGUGCCUCAAAAUUCUGUUUUCACAUAUCUCCACAGGUUUCCAGUUUCCACUAAUAUCUGGAAUAAAUGGUGGCCACUUCAGAACAUGAGUAAUUUUCUCUGUUCUAACUGGUUAAAUGGUGAUUUUCAUUUACCACAGAUUUAGGAUUUAUUUGUGGAAUACAUUUAAGAUUAAGUAAAUUAUAUAUUUUCUUAAGAUUUUUGUGAUUUUGCUCAGCGGAAACCACAUAAAAACAUAAGUGGAUACCAAAAGUGAAUUAUUUAAACAAAUUACAUGGGUGCCAAUAUUCUUGACCAAGACUGUGUACCAGUUGCUUGUUGUUUGAGAUAAUAUUUGUAUAUUGACCAAAGGAUGUGAUUAGAAACACACUAUAACAUGACAUCCAGACUGUACACAAGGGGGCGCUGGAGCUUUGUGUUGGAAUACACGGAGAGAUGUUAUUGAACGUUGAAAAUAAGUUUUCUAACCUCUAUAUAUAGUGCACACAUUAUUAUUGGAGAACAUUUGUGUUUUCAUAUCUGCAAUGCCCUCUUUUCUGCUUUCCUUGACUUUUCUUUUUUCUGUUCAUUUUCUUCAGCCUCGAUCUUGAACUGUCAAUUAAUAUUGUUUCAUCAACGUCCAUGUUAGGACUCCCUGAUGCAGUCUAGGAGUUUUGAGACGUUUGUGUUUAAACCGGUUUGUGCUGGUUGUGUGUGAAGUGUGGCUUAUAUCUGGAUAAUCUAUAAGUAGAAUCACUAUUAUACCUCAGUUUGCCUUGGAAUUAUACGUUUGAGAGCCAGAGUUUUUGAUGCCUUGGGGGGGUGUAAUCGUCAUGUAUGUCAAACUAGUUCCUUGGGACUCGUUUUGGCCCAACAGCACCACUUAUACAACCAGUGGCCCAAUCUCCUGGAAUGCAUCUUCAACCACUUCCUCAGAUAUAGUCCCUCUCUGUCAAUGUAUGCAUUUGGAUGGACACUGUCUUUUCUUCUUAAUAUGAAG
Molecule: messenger RNA, 3013 nt
Organism: Esox lucius (northern pike)
Lineage: Eukaryota; Metazoa; Chordata; Actinopteri; Esociformes; Esocidae
Gene: mfsd8l2
Product: major facilitator superfamily domain containing 8-like 2
Exons: 6
Coding region: 235-1164 (309 amino acids)
Biological process (GO): transmembrane transport
Molecular function (GO): transmembrane transporter activity
Source: RefSeq, a predicted model, not a curated record